Messenger RNA from Cladocopium goreaui, 927 nucleotides. The record is from the annotation of a GenBank genome assembly. NCBI's taxonomy places the organism in Eukaryota, Dinophyceae, Suessiales, Symbiodiniaceae.
AUGUCCAGUGUACAAUUGCUUCAGGUCAUCACUGGUGCAGAUCCAAGCAAUUGUGCAGAUCCGGAGAGCAAGAGGAGGCGGAUGUCGACAAAGAGCAGAACGGAAGGAAUCGUCAUGGACAUUGGUGCCAACUUUGGGCAAAGCAGCGAACGGUACUUAGAUGCAGGUUUCCAGGUAGUGGCCGUGGAACCCAAUCCAGCAGCAGCAAAGGCAAUUCGAGAACGCCUUGGAACUUUCAUCAGCUCUGGUGAACUUGUUUUGGAGGAGACGGCCAUUUGGACCAGCUCCUCAGCGAAGUUGUACAUCAACAAAGAGGACUCUGAGUGGAGCAGUUGCUUCGAGACUGUGGGCUCCCGGUAUGAUACGGAGGCCGAGGUGGUGGAUGUGAAAUCAACAGAUCUGGGAGCUCUUUUUGGAAAGCAUGGCACUCCUUGGUAUCUGAAACUGGACACUGAGGGUGCUGAUGGUCUGAUCCUAGACCAGCUGGCCACAUUGUGGCCGAAGCCACCCUUCCUAUCCUUCGAACUGAACAGCUUGGUCUACUUGAAGCAGGCAGCAGAGCAAGGCUACCAAGACUUCAAGGUCGUCCCUCAGGGUCAUCACAAAGCAAAGCACCUUCUGGACGAACACGGAAGGCCUUUGACUCAUGCUGGCGACUUUGGAGAGGACGCCAUUGGAGUGUCAGGGAAGUCUUGGAUUAGCCAAGGGGAAGCGGUCGAGCUCUGCCGCCGUCUUUGUUUUGUCCAUGAUGAGCAUGCAGAUGUACAGGGCUUUGCUGCUGGACCGCCAAGGUAUGUUGACCGUGACUUUGCCACUCUUCGAGCUUGCUUUCCAGUUGAAAGCAAGAAUGAUGAGGAAUGGUAUGACAUACAUUGUCGCCACCAAACAGCAGCAAACCGAGUCAAAAGUGAGCGCAGAGAGUUGUAG